AGAGCCGCACGUUGGAGGACAGAGGAAGAGUGAACAAUGAGCCGAAAGUGAAGGAGAGGGCGCGGUGAGGAAUUCAGCUAAGCGGCCACAAAACCUCAGCCUUCAGCUACAUUCAGCCGUGGAAGCGGGAUUAUCAGCAGAAAACCUGUUUAUUUAACCAGCUUUACGAAAAAGUUCACAAUGGAAAUCGAAAAGGAGGUGAAGAAGAUGACCCUGGGCCACGAGAUAGGAGCCGGCGCACCCUGUCUGAAAUGCAAGGACAAGUGUGAGGGCUUUGAGCUCCACUUCUGGAGAAAGAUCUGUCGGAACUGUAAGUGUGGGAUUGAAGACCACGAUGUGCAACUGCAGACUGAGGAGAACCAGAAGGUGGGCCGGCUGUUCGAGGACACCAAGUACACAGGGCUCAUAGCCAAGCUGAAGAAAGAUGGAGUGCCCUCCUACAGAGGCAGUCAGGUUACCAUAUCCAUCACUACCCCGGCUAUUGGCACUGCGGUGCCCGUCCCGACAGUUGCUACUGCAGCCACAGUCGGCCCCGCCAUCACCUCUACACCGGCAGCCCCCUCUGGCCCAUCUGCCCCCACCCCUGUGGCCCCUGUUGCCCCUUCUGCCUCUUCUGCCCCCACCCCUGGCGCCCCCUAUGCACCCACCCCUGCACACCCCGCUGCUGCCUCUGUGGCAGCCACUGUGGCUCCUGCUGCAAUCCCAGCCAAAACGAAUGUGGUAAAAGCCGUUACCUACGAGUGGGCUCCUCCUGGGGUUAACCAGAGUCUGGCUCUGCGAUACAUGGAGCUGCUCCCUCCAGAACGGAGGCCCAUUGCAGGCACUCAGGGGGCAGACUACCGUAAGAAACAAAUGGCCAAACAGCUUCCAGAGCAUGACCAGGACCCGGCCCGAUGCCACGAGCUCACGCCAGCUGAGGUCAAACAGAUGGAGCAAUACGUUCGCAAGUACAAAGACGAGGCUCUGGGGAUGGGAGACCUCACUCUGCCGGAGGAGAUGGGCACCCCUGCCGGCCCUGCUGGAGCAAGGGGCCCUCAGGGCCUGGGGCCUGGAGCUGCUGGAGCUCCAGGGGCUGGGUCGGCACCAGGAGACAAGGCUGCUGUAGGCAAGGCUGGCGUACCGGCAGGCCCGGGAGCUGUAGGCAGCGGCCUUCCUGGCAAUUAUUCCUGCCACCACUGUCAGAAGGUGAUGCUGCAGGGUGACCCGGCGGUGUACGCAGAGCGCGCCGGAUACGACAAGCUGUGGCACCCGGCCUGCUUCGUCUGCUGCACCUGCAAAGAGCUGCUAGUGGACAUGAUCUACUUCUGGAAGAAGGGCCAGCUGUACUGCGGCCGUCACUAUGGCGACAGCGAGAAGCCACGGUGUGGAGGGUGUGAUGAGCUGAUCUUCAGUAACGAGUACACUCAGGCUGAGGGACAGAACUGGCACCUGAAGCACUUCUGCUGUUUUGACUGCGACUGUGUUCUGGCCGGAGAAACCUACGUCAUGGAGAACGACAAACCUGUCUGCAAACCUUGCUACAUGAAGAACCACGCUGUGCACUGCGUGGCGUGUCAGAAGCCGAUUGAGCCUGAGGCCCAGCGUGUGUCGUACGGGGAACACCACUGGCAUGCUGAGCCUGAGUGUUUCCUCUGCGCUGGCUGCUCCAAGUGCCUGAUGGGUCAGCGCUUCAUGGCCCUGCAGGGCAAACUACUCUGCUCUGUCGAGUGCAAGAAGAAGGUCAUGGCUUAGAUAACUCUUACCAAUUAAUAGAGCAGUGCUGGUCCAGGAAGGCAAAUGUGACAGCACUUCCUGGUGCGAACACUCCUGAUUUAACUGAUCUGUAAUUGCCAAGUUUAGUAGGUUUGUUUGAGCAGAGAAACCACUGCAGUGUGUUGGACCACAAACUCCACUAGCUUUUUUCAGGGUCUUUUUUAACCACUAUCUCUGCUUCAGAGCAGAUGCUGAAGCACUGUCCUCCUUUUUGAGCUGAUUUCAGCAUGCACUGUGUUCUUUUCCUUUUUUCCUUUUUUUAACUUUAGAUAAUUUUUUUAUGUGGACCUAACCUCCUCACACGCUCCUCCAAGGCAUAGUUUUGCAUAUGGUGGCCUGGAGGUAAUGAGCAAUAAAGUAGAUGGAAAUUAACCAAAGCCCUGCCUGUACACUGUACAUUUAGGAUGUGCCAAUAGGACAGGUUGGUUUCUCUGUCCUGCAGUGUUGUAGCCAAGUCCAGUAUUAUCUCAAACAGGACAUAGGCUGUGCUCCAAGUGUUCAGCUCAGUCAUUUUGUAUUUUUCUUUAUUUUCCAAGUGCCAUUAUCGUUUCUUUCUCACCACUGGUGUUGCACUUUACUUAGGGUUUUUUUUGCUUCUAUUGCUUUGUAAUCAAAUAAAUAAUUUGCAAGUAAAGUUUGUAAUUUUUCUCUCGUCA
Messenger RNA from Colossoma macropomum (tambaqui), 2408 nucleotides. RefSeq names its product testis derived transcript (3 LIM domains) (gene tes). The record is from RefSeq and is a predicted model, not a curated record. Gene Ontology annotation, molecular function: zinc ion binding. NCBI's taxonomy places the organism in Eukaryota, Metazoa, Chordata, Actinopteri, Characiformes, Serrasalmidae.